This is a messenger RNA of Aspergillus nomiae NRRL 13137, 513 nucleotides long. Its product is annotated as DUF1993 domain-containing protein. NCBI's taxonomy places the organism in Eukaryota, Fungi, Ascomycota, Eurotiomycetes, Eurotiales, Aspergillaceae. The transcript has a single exon. Bases 1 to 513 code for a protein of 170 amino acids. The record is from RefSeq and is a predicted model, not a curated record.
AUGGCGCACACCUUCUACGACGGAACCAUCCCGGUAGUCCAAUCCAUCCUCACAACCCUAUCCCACAUCCUACAGCAAGCCUCGCAACAGCCCAAUGCCGCCGCCCUCCUCUCCGCCCGUCUCCACGAGGACAUGUACCCUCUAACCGACCAAGUGCGCAUCACGACCCAGUUCGCCGCGAACCUGGUCGCCAGACUGACCGGCCAGUCGCCGGUGUCGUUCGACGGCUGUCCCGCGACAUAUGCCGAGUGCCACGGGCGCAUUGAGACGGUGCUGAAGGCGCUCCAGCAGGCCGAUAAGGACGUCGUCAACCGGCACGCCGACGUCGUGGCGUCCACUCCCAUGGGCCCCGAGAAGGCGGUCGACAUGCCCGCCGCCGCGUAUGCUCAUACCGUUGCCUUGCCCAAUAUCUAUUUCCAUCUUACGACUGCGUAUGCCAUCCUGAGGAAGGAGGGCGUGCCGCUGGGGAAGCGGGAUUAUUAUGUGGGGUUUUUCCCGGGGGUUAGAGGGUGA